Molecule: messenger RNA, 609 nt
Organism: Verticillium alfalfae VaMs.102
Lineage: Eukaryota; Fungi; Ascomycota; Sordariomycetes; Glomerellales; Plectosphaerellaceae
Exons: 1
Coding region: 1-609 (202 amino acids)
Source: RefSeq, a predicted model, not a curated record
AUGGACUCUGACCGCGACACCUACGUGUCGGCUCGAAGCAGACGCUCAUCCACCACCAUUCGCGGCCCACCUCCCCCGACCGUUGAGACGGAGCUGGCUGUAAGAAGCCGCGCUACAAGUCGCGCCCCGAGCAAGGCACCAAGCAUCAGGGCCCCUAGUGUUAGGGCGCCGAGUGUUAGAGCCCCCAGCGUACGGGAGCCCAGUGUCGUCGCCGUGCCGAGCGCCAGGGCCCCCAGCGUGCGUGAACCCAGUGUAGUUGCCGCCCCCAGCCGGGCGCCUAGUGUCCGGGAGUCUAGCAUCGUUGCCAUACCAAGUAGGGCACCUAGUAAAGCUCCCAGUCGGGCACGUAGCAGCGCCAGCAGGGCACCCAGCAAGGCGGCAUCUCAUGCGGGAGGCAUGCACGACGUCGUCAUGGGCGGCAACACGUACUCGACGCCACCCAACGCCAGUCGCACGCCCAGCCAUGUUUCAGCACGCAACAUUGGAUUGCCCACGAGCGGCGUCGGCAGCAGCCAUGCUGCUUGGGACGACGAUGUCGUCAGCGUCGCCCCGAGCGAUAGUAUCAGCUGUGUUGGUAGUAAGAUGAGUAGACGAAGGUACAAUCAUUAG